This is a messenger RNA of Actinia tenebrosa (Australian red waratah sea anemone), 1856 nucleotides long. RefSeq names its product toll-interacting protein. The record is from RefSeq and is a predicted model, not a curated record. Gene Ontology annotation, cellular component: cytoplasm. Gene Ontology annotation, biological process: ubiquitin-dependent protein catabolic process. NCBI's taxonomy places the organism in Eukaryota, Metazoa, Cnidaria, Anthozoa, Actiniaria, Actiniidae. Gene Ontology annotation, molecular function: ubiquitin binding; ubiquitin conjugating enzyme binding.
UGGAAGAGGACGCGUUUUGACUUUUCAAUUUGUUCUUCAUGAAUAAUGUACCAUCAGGUUCCAAGAGAUUCCAAGAUGGCGGACACACAAAGAGCACAGCGUGAUAAGGUAAUGACUGGUGACCUACCAGAAGAUUUCCUUCGUUUCAACGCUCCUGGUGGUACCCCUGCUGCUGGUCAAGCACCCGGCAUGGUACGAGUUAUGUACCCCGGUACAUUUCUGCCAGUACAACAGGUUCCUACUGGACGACUGAGCAUAACUGUUGUACAGGCAAAACUUGCAAAGAAUUAUGGUUUAACAAGGAUGGAUCCCUAUUGCAGAAUCACUGUUGGUAAUAGUGUAUUUGAGACACCAACAGCUCAUAAUGGAGCAGCAAACCCAAGAUGGAAUAAACUAAUGGCAUGUUCUUUACCAAGGGGUGUUUCAUCAAUUUACAUUGAAAUAUUUGAUGAAAGGUCAUUUUCAAUGGAUGAAAGAGUAGCAUGGGGGUUGGUUCAGAUCAAUGAUCAAGUGUUAAAUGGAGAAACAUUAGAUGAUUGGUACUCAUUAAGUGGAAGACAAGGAGAAGAAAAAGAAGGAAUGAUAAACCUGGUCUUUUCUUACAGGGAAGUGCAAGCUCAACCAGUGAUGUAUCAACAGCCAAUGCCAGUUAUGAUGGUGCCACAACCAAUGGUUCCUGGCGUACCAGUCAUGUACCCUGGUGGAUACCAACAACAACCUCAAGCAGACCCUCAAGCCCAACCACUCCCUCCCAGACAACCAACACAACAAGACAUCCAGAAUCUUAAAGAUAUGUUCCCUAAUAUGGAAGAAAGUGUAAUCAAAUCUGUGUUGGAAGCUUCAGGAAAUGAUGUUGGAGAAGCAACGACUAAUUUGUUAGCCAUGACAAGUGAAGACCAAGAAGCUGCUAGUACUUAAGUAACAGCAUUACAGCUGAUACUGCAACCACUUUAACUAAUGAUAUUAAUUAAUCAUUAAUCAAACUGUAGUUUGAAAGCAAAAUAAGCCAAUUUUAAGCCAAUCAGGAGUAGAUAUGAAGGCCAGAUCAAGUUGAACCAUGGUCAAAUGAAAGAUUGUGAUUGGUUGAAGUCAUGAUAUUUAUUUUGUCUCAAUCCUUCUGAUUGGUUGUAGUCUGCCUGCUGCAUCAUAAUUGUUUAACUGGUUAACUAGUUUGACUACACGUAAGUAAUUUAGAAUGAUAAUGAUAAUUCAUAGAACUUUCAUUAAACAUUUGUCUCGUUGGUACAUUGUGCGUAGAGGUACAUGGAAAGCCACUUAUCUAGUAUCUAGAGCAAAAGCAUUUUAACUGAUUAUAAAGACAUUAAAAUGUCAUUAUUACAUUCAAAAUUAGAAAGCUACUUAAUCCAAGAUUGGAUCAGGGGAAUGAUAGUGUUCAUCAUAUUUUCUCCUUUUGUUCAGAAAAAAACAGGUUUACUUUCCAUUGCUGCUUUUUUGAAAAAAAUACAGUGAUUUUUCUCACAAAGUAUGUACACCCUAAAUAUAGCAAGGUAAAAAUAAUGAAAACCUCAUUCCCAUACUAGGAAGCCAUUCUGCCCCAACUGAGAGAACUAGUAUUCUAGUUGAACUACAUUCAAAUAACUAAGACAAUGGCUGUGACAAUCAGCUGAUAAAAGCCUCUAAAUUUCUAAAUUAUAUUUGUUGAACACUGAUCAUUAUGCACUAUUUCAAUAUAGAUUCAAAUUAUAAAUAAUUUUAUCACUUAAAUAUCAAUUGUAAAUUUGAUUUUGAGCGUAGGUACUGUUAAGAUACACAAGUAGAAGUCUGUUCCAUUUCUUAAGAUUUGUAAAUAUAUACUUUAUUUUUGAUCAAAAUAUUAAAAUUUACAGCCACAAGUA